AAGGGUGCAUUACAGCCAAUUUUAGUAUAAUUAACCGAAGUGGUUGCAGUUCAAGAUAUUGGAAAAUUGAAAAAUAAGCCCAACAUGAAUAAAAUUGUCCUUGCUGCUAUCUUUCUCACGAUAGUGUCUAUUCUAUCAGAUGUGCAAUGUCGCCAAUCAAGCCACCGUGAAGCAGAUAACCAAUUGAGUAAAAAUGGUGUGGGAUUCCCUAAAAUGGAUAUGAAGAGGUUAAAGCCGGAAUACCGAGCGGUUGUCCAGAAACUACAAACUUUCGCCAGAAUAAGUGCAAACAGAGCUCAGCGAAUCUCCAAACUUCCUCAAAAGAGAAAAGCUAGAGUCGCAGAAAAGUUCGAGAAAAAAUUUCAAAAAGACUUGAAAAAGAUGCAAUUGAUGACGAACCGACUGCAACAUACCCCGAGGAGCGCCUUGUUAACUCAACAAGUUGGCGAUACAUCCGUUCUGGGUAAACUGCAGGAAUUCAUUAGCAGCAUCAACCAACUUCCAGUCAAAGUUCACUGCUUGAUUUAUGACUGCGGCGUCAUAUUCUCCACUGGAGCUUCGCAGCCAACUACGAGUACAUCUUCACCUACUCCAACUCAAACGACUAAGGGUAGUUCAGAAUAUGAAGAUUCCGAUGACGAUGAUGAUGUUGGUGAGGAUUCCUUUUAGAUGGGUCGUUGGGAAAUUUUAUUAAUUGUCGUUAUCCCCACUUCUUUUGACAACCAUACCAUGCAAAUGGAUUCAACAUCGAUAGCAAUAAAGUAAAAGCUGUUCUUAC
Messenger RNA from Hermetia illucens (black soldier fly), 778 nucleotides. RefSeq lists its product as uncharacterized. Lineage: Eukaryota; Metazoa; Arthropoda; Insecta; Diptera; Stratiomyidae. The transcript has 3 exons. Bases 85 to 669 code for a protein of 194 amino acids. The record is from RefSeq and is a predicted model, not a curated record.